GGAAGCGCUUCCUAGGAACAAGUGACUUAAGCUGGUGACUACAUGUCCGUAUACUCCCCUCCAACUGUGUUGUGUCAAGUUUGUGCCGUGCUGUGAAAUGACGGACGUGAUGAUCAGCGGCAGCCCAAUGGAGGACAGGAGGCUCAGUCCCAGCAAAGACCGACUCACCUUUCAGAUCUUUCCAGAUCCAUCGGACUUUGAGCGGUGCUGUAAGCUGAAAGACCGGCUGCCGUCCAUUGUGGUGGAGCCUACAGAUGGAGAGGUGGAGAGCGGAGAGCUCCGCUGGCCCCCUGAAGAGUUCCUCGUCAGUGAGGAAGAUGAGGAUGAUGAUGAAGAGGAAGACGAAGUUGAAGAGAAUGAUGGAAAUAUUCAAAAUGGACAACUGGUGCAAAGCUCCCAGCACUAGAGACGUUUAAUCCCUUACACACACACGCGCGCGCCCGCGCACACACACACAGACACUUACCCACAUUUCUGAUAUACUGACAGUUCCUCUUCUACAAAAGCAAUAAACCCCAGCAUGAGCCCAACUGACUGGUAAUAUGUAAACCCCAAUACGAGUCCAACUGAC
Messenger RNA from Chanos chanos (milkfish), 571 nucleotides. RefSeq names its product LBH regulator of WNT signaling pathway (gene lbh). Lineage: Eukaryota; Metazoa; Chordata; Actinopteri; Gonorynchiformes; Chanidae. The coding region runs from base 98 to 406 and encodes 102 amino acids. Gene Ontology annotation, biological process: positive regulation of DNA-templated transcription. Gene Ontology annotation, cellular component: nucleus. The transcript is spliced from 3 exons. The record is from RefSeq and is a predicted model, not a curated record.